Colletotrichum higginsianum IMI 349063 is the source of this 1152-nucleotide messenger RNA. RefSeq lists its product as uncharacterized. NCBI's taxonomy places the organism in Eukaryota, Fungi, Ascomycota, Sordariomycetes, Glomerellales, Glomerellaceae. The record is from RefSeq and is a predicted model, not a curated record. The coding region runs from base 1 to 1152 and encodes 383 amino acids. The transcript is spliced from 5 exons.
AUGUGCGACCGCGGCUACAUCAUCGUUUUCUCAGCCCGUCAGUUUCACGCUUCUGAACAAGAACCCGAACUCCCGUCUCCAAAAGGGCAGAAGCCGCUGUCGAUCACCUCGCCAGCGCCGGACACUACUGCCCAGGAGCUCGACCGACAACGUCGGGUAUUCAAGCAGCGAGCGGCGCGACUUGACUCUGACAGCAUGCACUGCAAGGCUCUGCUCUGCAUCUUGGUCCUGCCCUGCGCCGUCCGAGGCGCUACUGUCUCUCGCACGUCCGCUCUCACGACGACGGCUCUCCAAGAGGCACAGUUCGUCCCGGCCGUCGACCCGUCACUCUGUAGCUUGACACCUACCAUACCACUUCCAAGCUUCGACUCGCAGCACUCACCCGCAACCCAGGCUGGCUUCAUAGCCCCGGACGCAUCGUGCCCUUUCUGCCUUCAUAGUACCCAAUACAGCACCUCGGCCGAGGCUCCAACCACUAACGAUCAUUUCGGCGGCGGCUUUGAUGGACAGUGUUUCGCGAGACAGUACGAAACAGAACCCAACAGGCGCUUCUCCAGCAUUUGGCUUCAGUCUUGGGGCUCUGAGUCACUGACAGCUGCCUGCAAUUCUGCGUACCUAGUUACUAACCCGAUGCUGGAUCUUGCCGAACUUCCAUCGGUCGACUCCAUCGGUCCAACGACCAGCCAUUCAUCUGUCCUCCCCCAUGCGGCCAUGCCCCAUGCCAAUCCCAUCUUCAGGGACUGGUGGAUCACAGUGGCUUCCGGAUACCCUGUCGAUACUUACCGUCCAAAGACUAUCCCCAGCCCAAAUGCGUACAACCACGCCACACUCUGCGAAUACGUACCCGUCGUCAAGGACCCCUUCGCAAUGCCAUCAGGCCUGCUCCAGCCAACUCCAGCCAAUGCCGGGUUCAUCCCGUUUCCAAAAUUAGCACCGAAUCCUCUUUUCUUUCCAUCAUGCAGGGACGCACAGCGCCCGUUUCCCCCUCCCCAAGUCAGAAUGCCGUCUUAUCUUGCCUCACCCGGACUUGUUUUGUGGUUGUCCAACGAUGUGAGAGUGGCAUUUGCGGAGAGGAUUCGCCUCCGACGCGUCGCUGGCAUCAUUCUUGUGGCUGCAACCGCACCUCACGUUACUCUACUGUAUCCGUCCUGA